AGUAAAGUAAGACCUUCCCGCCAUCUUUCAACUGCGGAAGUUUUGAUCGGGACGGAAAGUACAUUCUGUUGCCAAUCAGAUGUCUUCGUUGUCCGUUUUUCCGCCUCCUCCCGCCGAAGGAGAGAUAACCUUAUGUGAGAUGAAUGCCAGACUGAUCGCUGAAAGUUCCAAGACUGCAGAGUUAUCGAAACAUGUUCCUGCUACUCAGGGAAUUAAGUAUCCCUUAAUCAAUAUAAAAACAGAGAGCAUAAAGACUGGGAAUAGCUUGUUAAGGCCAUCUGAUCAAGAAUGGAACACAAUGGUACAGAAAGAAGAAAGUAUUUACAAAAAGCUUCUCAAGGUUUGGCAUUCUAGAGGAUUUUCUGAAAUGCUGCUUGAAAUCCAGAAAAACAAGGAAGAAGUACCUUCAUGGCUGUGGCAUUUGAGUGGAGGGACAGACACUGUUGUGAGAUGGUUCUUAUCACUGUAUGGUAACAUAUCUCCUCAUUUAAAUUUGUCUAGAGAAGAAAUGAUUAAUGUCUUCUCUGUUGUGUCAUCUUGGAAAAACUCACCCAUUAGGGCAUUAGCCUGGCACCCUCAUGUGGCUAAGUUUGUUCUGGCAUGGCAAGUAUGUGUUACAAAAAUUAAAUUUUNAAGAAUUUGUGUUUCCAGUCUAAAGAUGCUACCAUUGUCAGGCUCAGUGUUGGUUGUAGGCUGCGACGGUGGUCUCUUUGUGUGGACUGUCAACCCUUCUUCGCCUAUCCUGAGGCUAGGAGGUAGUUCUGUUCGCCACCUGUCUUAUCCAGGCCACAGUCCUGUGACGACUGUCUCUUGGAGUCCCAGUGGACAGUUACUGGUGUCCGGGUCUCCAGCAGACAGUAACUUGAUGGUAUGGGAUGUUGCCCUGGAGACAGCCACGCCUUUAUAUAGAGCUGGAGGAGGUGUGACACUGACAGCAUGGUCACCAGAUGAGAGGAAUCUAUUUGCCGCAACACCCUCCAGCUUGUUCAGGGUAUGGGAGACUCAGACGUGGACUUGUGAAAAGUGGUCAAAUUUGUCAGGAGCCUGUCAGGCAGCAUGCUGGAGUCAUGAUGGGAGAGUUCUAGUAUUUGCUGUGGCAAAUGAGCCUGCACUAUAUUCACUACAAUUUCAGGAUGUUGGUAAGUACUUGAAACAAAAAAUAGAUACUGACAACAACAACAACAACAUCAACUGAAUAAG
This is a messenger RNA of Orbicella faveolata, 1200 nucleotides long. RefSeq names its product aladin-like. NCBI's taxonomy places the organism in Eukaryota, Metazoa, Cnidaria, Anthozoa, Scleractinia, Merulinidae. Gene Ontology annotation, molecular function: protein binding. Gene Ontology annotation, biological process: nucleocytoplasmic transport. The record is from RefSeq and is a predicted model, not a curated record. Gene Ontology annotation, cellular component: nuclear pore.